This is a messenger RNA of Letharia lupina, 1815 nucleotides long. RefSeq lists its product as uncharacterized. The transcript is spliced from 4 exons. The coding region runs from base 1 to 1815 and encodes 604 amino acids. The record is from RefSeq and is a predicted model, not a curated record. NCBI's taxonomy places the organism in Eukaryota, Fungi, Ascomycota, Lecanoromycetes, Lecanorales, Parmeliaceae.
AUGCUCGGGAUCAGCCUCCGCGUGGGAUGGCUGGUGUACGUUUCUUAUCUUGUACUCGCUGCUGGACUAAGCGCCGCAGGCGACUCCGUGACUUACCCAUGUCCAGGAACAACACUUCAUUCAGCCUUACGUCUGGACGAGGCCAGUAUUGAAGACCUCAGUGCUCUUCAAGCCAGCGGCUUGAUGAGAAGCGUAGACCUCGCAUACAUUCAACGUAUAAGCGAAGUCAAUCCACUUCUUCAUGCUGUGAGUGAGGUCAAUCCAGAUGCCUUCCUUAUUGCGCAGAAUCUGGACAACGAGCGUGCUGCUGGCCGCGAUAACAUCGCGACCCUUGAUCGAAUGAACAACACAGGUAGUAUAUCUUGUCCCGUUCUCAGCAAAGAGCUAACAAGAAAAGCUGGUUCGUUUGCGCUGCUUGGGGCCUCAGUCUCUCGUGAAUCAACCGUGGUCACGAAAUUGAGAGAAGCAGGGGCUGUCAUGUUAGGCAAGGCUACAAUGGGAGAAUGGGCGCAAUGGAGGUCGGGCAGAGCGAGCUCUUCUCAUGGAUGGAGCGCCUAUGGCGGUCAAUGUCUCGGAGUGUACUAUCCUCGACAAGAUCCCUCUGGAAGCUCCAGUGGUAGUGCCGUGGCGGCAUCAUUGGGUCUCGCAUUGGGAGCGUUAGCCACCGAAACCAGUGGGAGUAUCGUUCUGCCAGCCGAGAAAAGUAACAUCGUUGGCAUCAAGCCAACUUUGGGUCUCACAUCGCGAAGUAUGGUCAUUCCCAUAAGUAUCCGCCAAGACUCCAUUGGACCUGUAGCACAGAGUGUGAAGGAUGCCGCCAUUUUGCUGAGCGCAAUAGCCGGGAAAGAUACAAAUGACAAUUGGACCUCUGUCCAGCCCUUUGACAAGGUGCCUGAUUAUGUCAAGGCCUGUAAUUACUCGGCCUUCAAGGGCGCUCGUCUUGGUGUACCUCGAAAUGGUAUCGAUCACUUCCUUGACAACAACACGAAGCCAAUCAUGGCUGCCUUCGAAGCAGCGCUCGAUCUCAUUCGAGAUUCCGGGGCAAGUGUUGUUGACGAAGCCAAUUUCGCUCUGUUCGAUGUCCCUGCGUUUUCCCGGAACAGCAAUGUUAUAAUGCGCACCGACUUCACUGCUGGACUCUCAGCAUAUCUGGGAAUGUUGAAGACGAACCCUAAUAACGUAAAGAAUCUGGCUGAUAUAAAAAGAUUCACAAAAGACGACUCUCGCGAGGAGUAUCCUGAUCGCGACACUCAUGUUUGGGACUCGGACUUUGACCUUAAUAUCACUAACGAGUCUAAAGAGUCUUAUGACGCAUAUCAAGCCAAUCUGCAUAUGGCUGAGGAGCAGGGCAUAAUAGGAGCUCUCGAUCGGUUUGGUCUCGAUGCGUUGGUAAUGCCAACAUUUGCCUCUUUCCAUCUCCCUUCGAUCGGAGGGCUUCCCAUUGUUACGGUCCCGUUGGGUUUCUAUCCUCCUGACACAGCAAUUGCCAUGAAUCUCAAGGGCACCUUGGUCAAUGUUGGUCCUAACGUUCCGUUUGGGAUUGCAUUUGUAGGCCGUCAGUGGAGCGAAGAGACCUUGAUCUCGCUAGCAUACGCGUUCGAGCAACGAACUAUGAUCAGGAAAAAGAGGAAACCCUACAUCACUCCCACAUUCGAACUCGGCGACAGUCAGACACCGCCGCUAUCAGAAGACUCAAACCACACCUUGAUAUCGUCGGAAGUUGCGCACGCUGUCCUCAAACGCGGCAUGAGCAAUUUGUUCUCCACGCGAAGCUGGUCUUGGUCUCUGCUUGCUCGGGCCGAUAGCUCGCUGUAA